ACUUAUCUCUGUCUUUUUGGGAGCAUUUGGAAGCUCCAUGGCAUCUUCUUCAUAUUCAAGCUUCUCAUGGUGUUCUGCUCCAAUACCAAAACCAUCCUCCAAAACUCCCUUCUCCUCAUCUCUUUUCUCCUUAAAUACUCGUGGGUUUUCUGGAAUUUCACUCCAUAAAUCCGUUUCCAGCUCAAGAGCCCAUGCCAAGUUUGACAAAUUUCAAGGCCAAGAAAAUCUUGAACCAGUUCCUUUAGACCCACAAUUGCAAACAAUGGAGGAGGAGGAGCAAGAAGAAGAUGACAGCUGCCUGCCUUCUGAUUUGGAGGGUGCCGUUCAGCAGUCGGGCCAAGCAACUGCCUCUUUUGUAUCUUCAGGAGGAAUGAGAGCAAUUGUUGAGCUCUUGAUACCACAACUUCAGUUUCUUGAUGACGAGGGUGCACAAGCUGAAUUAUGGGAACUAUCAAGAGUAUUUUUGGAGACACUUAUUGAGGAGACGGGGUGCGAGAAAGUUAAAGCCAUUUUUCCAGAUGCUGGAGCUGCCGCACUCCUGAAAUAUCGGUGGAAAGAUGCUACAUUUGGAUUUGCCAGUCUAGGUGAUCGGAAGCCAGUCAGUAGGGAAGACGAAAUUGUAGUCAUGGUAGUUCCUGAUUAUCAGAUGCUGGAAUAUGUAGAAAAAAUUGCAUCUGAUCUCUCAGAUGACCCGCCUAGGCCUCUUAUCAUGUGGAACCCGCGUCUGGUUAGUGAGGAUGUUGGAGUGGGGAUCAAUGUACGUAGGCUGCGGCGUAAUUUUUUAAGCACCUUCACCGUGGCUUACUCGAUGAGACCUCUACCAGAUGGUGCUGUAUUUAGAUGUUAUCCCGGAUUGUGGAAAGUGUUCUAUGAUGAUAAGGACCGACCAAACAGAUAUCUUCUUGCCAAGGAACAGAUCAGCCGUCCAACUACAGAAGAUCUGGAGAUAAUAUAUGGAGGUGUGGAUGAGAAGGAAGAUAAGGGCCCCUCGCUGUUAAAUCAAGCAGCUGGAAUCUUCUCUUCUAUAAACCGCUUCAUGAAAGUCAUUUCAAGAUAGACUGUGCCUUCAGUUUUCAACUCAGAGGCGUAGCGCUGAGCAUUCAACUAAAUGACAUGAACAAUCAGCUCCAGGAUUUGCUUGCAAUGCACCCCCUCUAUCAGUUAUCAGUUCGCAGAUCUUUCAGAAUGGAUUACCAGAGUAUAUAUUAAAUUACUUCGUGCAUUCAGUUUCCUUGAUCAGAGAAGUUAUGGUGAAUUUUCAAGGCACUCUUUCGCAAUUUUUUUUUUGUUCAAAAAGAAAAAGAAUAAGAAUAUUUCACAAUGGCAGCAAACAGUUCACUUUUCAGAAAUCAGACAAUUUGAUUUGAUCUGUUUAUGUCCCAA
Messenger RNA from Solanum dulcamara, 1383 nucleotides. RefSeq lists its product as uncharacterized. Bases 38 to 1057 code for a protein of 339 amino acids. The record is from RefSeq and is a predicted model, not a curated record. The transcript is spliced from 9 exons. Lineage: Eukaryota; Viridiplantae; Streptophyta; Magnoliopsida; Solanales; Solanaceae.